Symphalangus syndactylus (siamang) is the source of this 5270-nucleotide messenger RNA. RefSeq names its product germ cell-less 1, spermatogenesis associated (gene GMCL1). Gene Ontology annotation, biological process: germ cell development. NCBI's taxonomy places the organism in Eukaryota, Metazoa, Chordata, Mammalia, Primates, Hylobatidae. Gene Ontology annotation, molecular function: protein binding. The record is from RefSeq and is a predicted model, not a curated record. Gene Ontology annotation, cellular component: nucleus.
UCCGUCCCGCGCUUUGUUGCGAAAGCGAGGGGGCGAGGUUCUGGGGUGCUAGAUCGCUGCGCGACCAGACGCUGCGGGCGGGGCGGAGGAUGGAGGCUGUAGCGUCCGCUGCAACGGUUGGGGCUGCGCGUGAGAAGGUGGCGGUGUAGGCACCUGCGCUCGGGGAAGGCUGGCGGCGGCGGCCGGGCCAUGGCGGGAGACCCCCUUCUCUGGGCUCCCUGAAGUCUCGGGGAGCCGUGACCCAUGGGAUCGUUGAGCAGCCGGGUGCUGCGCCAGCCAAGACCAGCCCUUGCCCAGCAGGCGCAGGGUGCCAGGGCGGGGGGCUCGGCCCGGAGGCCGGACACUGGAGACGAUGCGGCGAGCCACGGCUUCUGUUACUGUCCGGGCAGCCACAAGCGCAAGCGGAGCAGCGGGGCUUUCUGCUACUGUCACCCUGACUCGGAGACGGACGAGGAUGAGGAGGAGGGGGACGAGCAGCAGCGGCUCCUCAACACCCCUCGAAGGAAAAAAUUAAAGAGUACAUCUAAAUAUAUUUAUCAAACAUUAUUUUUGAAUGGUGAAAACAGUGACAUUAAGAUUUGUGCUCUAGGAGAAGAAUGGAGCUUACACAAAAUAUAUUUAUGUCAAUCUGGCUACUUUUCUAGUAUGUUCAGUGGUUCUUGGAAAGAAUCCAGCAUGAAUAUUAUUGAACUGGAGAUUCCUGACCAGAACAUUGAUGUAGAAGCACUGCAGGUUGCAUUUGGUUCACUAUAUCGAGAUGAUGUCUUGAUAAAGCCCAGUCGAGUUGUUGCCAUUUUGGCAGCAGCUUGUUUGCUGCAGUUGGACGGUUUAAUACAGCAGUGUGGUGAGACAAUGAAGGAAACAGUUAAUGUGAAAACUGUAUGUGGCUAUUACACGUCAGCAGGGACCUAUGGAUUAGAUUCUGUAAAGAAAAAGUGCCUUGAAUGGCUUCUAAACAAUUUGAUGACUCACCAGAAUGUUGAACUUUUUAAAGAACUCAGUAUAAAUGUCAUGAAACAGCUCAUUGGUUCAUCUAACUUAUUUGUGAUGCAAGUGGAGAUGGAUAUAUACACUGCUCUAAAAAAGUGGAUGUUCCUUCAACUUGUGCCUUCUUGGAAUGGAUCUUUAAAACAGCUUUUGACAGAAACAGAUGUCUGGUUUUCUAAACAGAGGAAAGAUUUUGAAGGUAUGGCCUUCCUUGAAACUGAACAAGGAAAACCAUUUGUGUCAGUAUUCAGACAUUUAAGGUUACAAUAUAUUAUCAGUGAUCUGGCUUCUGCAAGAAUUAUUGAACAAGAUGCUAUUGUACCUUCAGAAUGGCUGUCUUAUGUGUAUAAACAGCAGUGGUUUGCUAUGCUGCGGGCAGAACAGGACAGUGAGGUGGGGCCUCAAGAAAUCAAUAAAGAAGAACUAGAGGGAAAUAGCAUGAGGUGUGGUAGAAAGCUUGCCAAAGAUGGUGAAUACUGCUGGCGUUGGACGGGUUUUAACUUCGGCUUCGACCUACUUGUAACUUACACCAAUCGAUACAUCAUUUUCAAACGCAAUACAUUGAAUCAGCCAUGUAGCGGAUCUGUCAGUUUACAGCCUCGAAGGAGCAUAGCAUUUAGAUUACGUUUGGCUUCUUUUGAUAGUAGUGGAAAACUAAUAUGUAGUAGAACAACUGGCUAUCAAAUACUUACACUUGAAAAAGAUCAGGUAUAUAAUGAGAAAGUCCAAAUCUGCCUCCAUCAGAAUCCUCUGUUGGUCCUUCUUGUAUCCUCUGCAGCUGAAUAGACAAUGACUAUCUUUAUCUUCUACCUGAAACUUCAUGAAAAAUACCGUCAUGGCUCAAACCCAGCCAGAGACCUAAAAAAGGACCAGGCCAAGAUAAUGGUUGUAUUCCAAUGUUCCUUCAGCAAACAUGUGUGUCCACACCAUGUGCUUGGUUCUCAGCUAGAAGAAAUAAAGACAGUCUUGUGUUAAUAUAGCCUAGUGUAAGUAGCAUGAUAGAAUUAGCUCAGAGUGUGCAGCCUUGAGGGAGAAGACUCUAACCUGUAACUGAGCAGUUGCCGCUGUUGGGGGUGGUUAUUGGAGGAGGAGGAGAAAGAAGGACAACUCAGGGAAAACAUCCUCUCCUGGAAAAGUGUUAAAGUGAAUGCAUACCUGCACCAAGCCUCAAAUGGUGAGUAAGAUGGAAGCAAGGGAAUACACGGGUCAUUCAAGGAACUGAAAGACGGUUGGAAGAGUUCAGUAUAACUAGAGCCGGGGCACAAGGGCUGUGGAUGGAGUUUGGAAGAUUUACUUUGGGAGUUGUGUAUGCGUUUUAUAUAGGUUAUAGAUGUUGUAGAAAAAUAGAAAAUAAAAGUCAGCUGAAACAACAAUCAUACAUGUACCACUCAGAUACAUUGCUGAGUUUUUUCUUCACCUGUAUCUUUUUUGCAAAAUUGGAUCACAGUAGGUUAGCUAUUUUGUAACCUGCUUUUUUUUAAUGGUGAAAAAUAUAUAUAUUUAGAAUUUGCCAGCUGGAUUCAACUUAGACGAUCCCAAUUUUUUGGCAACAUCUAAAAGCAGCAUGCUCAGGAGCCAGCUGAACAUGGGCUUUCUUCUCUCCAUCAGCCCUCAUCAUGGUGUUGAUCUUGGCCACAUCAGUGUCAUAGAGCUCCUCCACAGCCUGUUUGAUCUUAUGCUUUUUGACCUCGACAUCCACAAUGAACACAAGUGCGUUGUUGUCCUCUUCUUCAUGGCCAAGUCAGUGGUCUGGGAGAACUUGUUGGUCACAUAGUGGUCAGGCCUGGGGGAGAGGCAAAAUGGGGUCACCUGGCCUGGGCCCAGUAGAAGAAAGGCUUGGUCCUUUUUCAGAACCCAAGGCCAGGUGAGCCUAGGUGCAUCAGACAGUGAGGUAGUAAUUGUAACCUGCUUCUUUUUUUUUUUUUUUUCACUUUGUUGUACAUAGCUUUUCUUGUCAAUAAAUAUAUAGUCACAGCAUCAUUUUUAUGAACGGCAUAAUAUUAGUUGUUUUGGCUGUACCAUAAUUUAGAUAAUUCCUCUUUAUUGGAUAAAGUUGUUUCUCAUUUUUUCAUUACUAUAGGAAAUAUACGUAUAUCUUUGUCCAUCUUUAUGAUAUUUUUAAAGCAUAAAUUCCAAGAAGUAGAAUUCUUGUUGCAUGGGCAUACAAUUUUCUAAUGGCCAAAUUGCCCUCCAAAUGUGCUGUCCAAUUUAUACUUUCCCCUGGCAGCAGUACAGGAGAGUAUACCCAGUAUUGUGUCUUAUUCUUUUUCAUCUCUAUCCCAGCAUAGUAAAUGUGAAAACAAAUAUUUGUUUUAAUUUUCAUUUCUUUUUGUUUGUUUGUUUGUUUGUUUCAAGACAGAGUCUUGCUCUGUCGCCCAGGCUGGAGGACACUAAUUUUUAGUAGAGACAGGUUUUCACCAUGUUAGCCAGGCUGGUCUUGAACUUCUGGCCUCAAGUAAUCCACCUGCCUUGGCCUCCCAAAGUGCUGGGAUUACAGGUGUGAGCCACCACGCCUGGCCCUUAAUUUUCAAUUUUCAUUUCUUUGGUUACUGUAUUGUUGGGUUUUUGUAUGCUUAUUGAACAUAUCAUCUCAUGUAAACUGACAGCUUAUAUUGUUUCUGUUUAAUUUUUUAUUAAAAUGUUCUUUUUUUCUUGCUAAUUUUUAACAGCUUUUAUAUAUUAAAAAUACUAACGUUUGUGAUACUCCAUAGUUUUUACUUUUUUUUUUUUUUUUUUUAAGACAGGUCGUCACUCUGUUGCUCAGGCUGGAGUGCAGUGGUACAGUCUUGGCUCACUGCAGCCUCCACCUCCUGGGCCCAACCUUUCCACGCACCUCAGCCUCACAAGUAGCUGAGACUACAGGCUUGCACCACCAUGCCCAGCUAACUUUUUUGUAUUUUUUUUAUAGUGACGAGGUUUUGCCACGUUGCCCGGGCUGGUCUGGAAUUCCUGGGCUCAAGCGAUCCACCUGCCUCGGCCUCCCAAUGUGCAUGAGCCACCAUGCCCAGACAGUUUUUACAUUUUUGUCAUUUGUCUUUUCAACCUUCAAAACAAUCUGUCUUUUUCUUUUAUGAUUUCUUUUUUGGUGUGAUCCUUAGGAUUAUAUAAAUAGUCAUCUAUAUAUUUUUCUUUGGUGUGAUCCUUAGGAUUAUAUAAAUAGUCAUCUAUAUAUUUUUCUGUUCUUUUUAUGGCUUAAUUUUUUACUUUGGAGUAUUUGACGAUGUAUCUGAAAUGUACUGGAUGUAUCAAUGUAUUUGAAAUGCCUUAUUAUACGUGAAAUACUUUCAUUUCUGGACUUUCUGUUUUAUUGAUUUCUUUGUUAUGAAGACAAGGCAUUGUUUUAAUUAGGCUGACUUUAAAAUGCAUUUUAAUAUUUAGUAAUGCAAAACCACCUUCAUUUUUCUUUUUUCAAAAAUCUCUCAGUUCUUUGUGAAUGAUUAUUCUCCUGUAUAGGAUGUAGAAUCAUUUUGUCAAGUUUCCUUUCAAAAAUUCCUAUGGGGAUUUUAAUUUAUAUGAUUAAAUAUGUAGAGUAGUUUGUGGACAAUUGAUGUCUUCGUUUCUGGAAUAUGGUAUUUUCUACAUUUAUUUAGGUCUUCUCUUAUAUCUGUCUCUAAAAUUUGUAGUUUUUCCCAUAUUAUUCCUGUAUAUUUCCUGGAAGUAUAAUGCUUAGUAUUUUACAUUUUUUUUUUUUUUUUUGAAAUGGAGUCUUGUUCUGUUGCCAGGCUGGAGUGCAGUGGUGUAAUCUCACCUCACUGCAACCUCUGCCUCCCGGGUUCAAGUGAUUCCCCUGCCUCAGCCUCCCAAGUAGCUGGGAUUAUAGGCACAUGCCACCACGCCCAGCUUUUUUGUAUUUUAGUUGAGAUAGGGUUUCACUCUGUUGGCCAGGAUGGUCUCGAUCUCCUGACCUCGUGAUCUGCCUGCUUCAGGCCUCCAAAGUGCUGGGGUUACAGGUGUGAGCCACUGCACCCAGCCAGUAUUUUACAUUUCAAUUGCUAAUAUGAAAUGUAUCAUUUGUUCUAAUAGUUUUUGAUAAUGUAAGAAAGUUAGUGAUUUUUGUAUAUUUACUUUGUAACUAUCCAUCUUAUAAGACCAUGCUAAAUGGAUUUUCACUGUAGAAGGUUCCCUCAGACAGCAAUGUGUAGGAAGGAUUAAAGAUAUAAUAAUGGCAAUAAAACAAUUUAUGAUUAUAUAGCUAUAAUUCAGAUUAAAAGUGAUGAGAACCUUGAAUGUAGCAAUGAAGAUGAAAAUAUUGAUGGGUUCUGGAAAUAAAGUGGUGCAAUUGA